GCUAGUAGCUCCUUUCUGGUGGAGAACAUGCCAACAAAGAUGAUUCAUAGACUGUGGUUAGCUGCAUGGUUUUGUAGUAAAGCCUUUUAAAGAGUGGGUGCUUGAACAAAUGUUGGCCCCAUGACAGCAGGAACUGAUCCUGAUCCUGCUGAGUCUUCCAAUGCUGUGAAGAUGCCAAGCAUCAUGCAGAUCAGACACAUACCAUACCUGGACCACAAUUAUGGACAGCCCCCACCUAUGACUCCACCUGACUCAAGUAGCCCAACACCAGAUGAUGUAGAUACAGGCAAUGAAGAUGAUGAAGGCAAUGCUAUUACAAGAUGUAUCUGUGGAUUUAAUCAUGAUGAUGGCUACAUGAUAUGUUGUGAUAAAUGCAGUGUUUGGCAGCAUAUUGAGUGCAUGGGCAUUAGUUCUGAAAAUUUACCAGAAAACUAUUUAUGUGAACAGUGUGAUCCAAGGGUUCUAGAUAGAGAUCGUGCUAAAGCUAUCCAAUCAAGAAAAAGAGAAGAAAUGAGUGAUGAUGAUGAUGACGAUGAUGAGAGUGCCGAGGAUGCAGAUGGUACAUUAUACACUGCAGUUUCCAACACUCCAACUAGAAUAACCUUAACUGCUAAAGUCAGCCAUCAGAAAAGAAAAAAUCCAGGGCCAAGAGUAAAGGGAGAAAAAGACAAGGAGAAGAAACAGAAAAGGACAAAGAGACAGAAACAAAGACUAUCUGCAGAUUUUUUACCAGUGGAUGAGGAAACAAAUGGACCAUGGGAGAGUAAUUGUAGCAAAUCUGAGUAUUAUACUGAAGUAAAAGAAUGUAUAUACAGCCAGGAAAUUUUGGAGUAUAUGGCAAAACUACCACAGAACAAUCAAGAAGCUCUAAUACCUGAGGGAACAGAACAGUUCUGUAAAAUAGUGGAAGUGCAAAGAAAUACUAAGGGUUUGGUAACAACAGAAGAUCUCCAUAAAAAUCAGUUCCUUGUAAAGUAUAAUGGCAAAAUGAUGCUAAGACAUGAAUUUGAUGAAGAGAACCCAGUAUUCAGAAGGUAUAAUCCCUACGUUCUGUUUUACGAUCAUCAAGACCACUUGAAGCUGUGUGUGGAUGCACGUGUGAUGGGUAAUGAUGCAAGGUUUGUCAGAAGAUCUUGUUCACCUAAUACAGAGGUGCGUUGCAUUGUUCAAAAUGGAAAGCUUAAUCUGGUGUUGUUCUCUUUAUACCCACUCCCAAAAGGAGCUGAAAUAACUAUUCCAUUUGAGUUUAGCCUGGCAGAGUACAACUGCUCUUUAUCAUGUGCUUGUGCACAAGACACAUGUACUGUUGCUAAGUAUAAAUUAAAACACCAAGUGCCAAGUCAGGAGUUAAAUAGCAUCAUGGAGCAUAAUGGUCAUAAACUAUGUGAUGACAGUAGUAACUCCAGCCACAACCCUCUCACUACUUCUCCUCUAAGAGCAACACUGGCCACACAAAACAGCUUUCAGGGUGACAGUGAUUCAGACCUUGAUAAUAAUCAUGAGAGAUCUGAAGCUGAGAAUAGGAGAAAGAAACUCAGUAGAGAAGAAAGAAAACUAGAAGCUUAUGUCAAACAAAUUGAAAAAAUGGAGAAGAAAGAAAAGAAAAGGCAACAGCCUCAAAAAGAGCAUCGGCCUGUUUUGAGAGUGUCUUCAGAUGAAGGAAAAGCUCAAAUCAGGGGGAUACGUGGUCAGAGGCAACUAAGCCACAAGCGCAGGUCUAAUGGUUCAUCAUCAGUAUUAAAGAAGAAAAGAGCAUGUGCAUCAAGCUGUUCAUCAGAACCUUUAUCACCAGAUGAAGUUAGCAGCAGUGCUUCAACACCUACCACACCCAAGACAGUAACAACAAUUGCUGAAGAACCCCUUGUAGAAACUCCUUCAACUUCCCCCAGCAGGAACUUUAGAUUCCCUAAAACUAAAGGCGAUGAGAACAGUCAAGAUGGUUACUUUAAAACAGAGGCUGUGUCUUCUAGUAUAUUGUCUAGCCCGAUCUCCCCCUGUAGUCCCAGAGAGAGUGAGACUGAGACCAAACAAACACUAAGUACUGCCAGUAGCAACAGUGACAUUGCUAUGGAAAUAGAAAUGGAGGAGUCUGAAGCAGGUCGAUUAGAGGAUUCAUGUGAUCAGGUACAAGUGUCUUUACAUAGUUCCACCACAGGAGAUCUUGGAUCGGCCCUAUCAGUCAGACUGGCAGAGAUUACCAAUGUGGCUGGUACUGAAUCUAAUACUCCUAGUCCCUGCCCUUCAACAUCAGCUUCCCCUACAAGUUCAGAAAGUGUCAUGAAUGGAUGUCCAUCUGUGGUAAUAAGUGAUGGUCGUAGCCCAGGGCCAGCACCUGGCAGCCCUUUAGCUGCGCUAUUGCAUGGUGUACAUGUAUCUCGAUCAAACCCUUACUAUUAUUCAUUGAAAAAGCGCUGGCUGUGCAAAUUUCUUUACAGUCAUAAUGGUGUUGGAGUAGCUAGACCUGCCAAUGGACUUCGUACAUCCUUGGGAAUUCUUCAACCACCCAAAGUAGCAACAUUGAAUAACAAAACUUUCCACUCAAAACUAAAUAACACAGUUCCUCUUCCUCUGAAGAAACGCCAUCUGAAAUAUUUAAAGACUUCGCUGGGUACUAAAGAUGAAGUAAUGAACAAUAGAACACUGAAUAAUGACAACAUCAGCUCUACGCAUAAUGGACCACUAAGUGAUACAAGUGAUAUAAAACCAUCUUUCAAUCAAUAUGUGUCAUGCGGCGAGGAGCAUAAACCUGCUUCAAGUGUUCAUUGUACAGUCAUGUCCAAUACCUCAAAAGAGGUUAUUAAAUCUUCACAAUCGAGAACUCUAGAGAAUAGACCUUCUAACACUAGAACAUUGGAUAUCAUUCAAAAUGAAGUUCCAUCAAAUAGUGUAGAUACAGCACAAGUUUCAUAUCAGAGUACAACAGAGCAUUCUGUACAAGCUAUUGUUGGUAGAGGCACUCUCGAUACUGUACCAGAUGUUAAACCGGUCAUGAUAAGUACUACUGCAGUUAGACGACCUAGUGACCCUAGAUUGUUAAGUCCGUCAGCAUCCAUUUCCCAACAAUUUCCACAGCAGCCUACCAGCACAGUAAUACAAACUGUUCCUAUUACAACAUCUGUUACCCAGAGUAGUGACGUCAGCUCAGGAACACCAGGAAAGAAAAAGGUCUCACUUCUAGAGUAUCGGAACCGGUCAUUGCAAAGAUUGUCAGGUGAUGGCUCCAAACCAUCACAACCAACCAGCUCUAGCUCAACACCACUAGGUUCUUCUUCUGCCUCAUCUGUGGCAACAUCUGUCGUCAGGUCAAAUAGUGAACCUCAACCGAGUCUUUCAUCUAGUGCUUUGAUAAAGAAGCCAAAGAACUGGGAAGCAAAUGGACCUCGUAUUGAACCAAUCAGUCCAGAUGAAAACGAACGUAUAAAACUAUCUACAAGCAGCAUGACAGGCUUAACUACUUGCAACACUCCACUGUUUGAAGCACUGGCCAAGAAAGAAGUGGGAAUGAAUAUGUAUAACAAGAAGUUAUCGGCACUCAUUUCAGAGCAGCUUCUUAGUGAUCCUAAAUAUUCUCCCACCUCCUCCAAGUCUCCAAGCACGGCAUCCAAUUCACCAAGCAUACCACCCCCACCACCACCCCCACUGGAUACAGCUGGAAAGGGAGAUGCAAUGGAGAUAGAGGAAGAGGAUGGUGUAUCAGACCAGAAGAUCUUCCUUACUACUCCACUAGUGUCGACAUCACGAACUCCCAUCCAACCUUCCACUCAACCCACUUCUCUUAUUUCAGAAUAUGGCCAUCCACACCAGAUUUCAGAAUAUCAUCCCUCUGUUCACGAUCAGCAUCUACAUACCCGUGCACAGAACUUAAUGGUGCCUAUGAUGCAACCUUCUUCUUCUCAACUACCAUCCCAUUCUCAGUCUAGAAUUACUUCCACGCCUUACCUUGUUGCUGCUACUGCUUCUCCGGCCAUGCCUUCCCAGGUUCGGUUUCCCUCAUACCAGAAUCCCUCUUUACAAAGUACGACCUACUAUCAUCAGUAGUUAGUAAUGUGUGAAUAAAAGAUAUGUUUAUGUUGUAAAUAUUUUCAUCCAGGGGACUUACUAUAUCUUGUAAAGUAAACCUUGUAGGUUGUGGUAUUGUAAAUUAACCACAUUGGCUCGUUAUGUUAAAGAGGACUAUUUUCUGGUUACAUAUAUGCUAAGUGUUAAGUAGUUUAGAAAAAUGUAGCAUAUACCAGAAUUCAAAGUUGACCAUCUUUAUUGGUUUAUUUUUAGGUGUUGAAUGGUUACGGAACUUACAUACUACAUACGUUAAAAACGUCCCUCCAAUCCCAUGUAAAAAACACUCUCAAAUAACACUGUAUUUUAUUUAGAUCAUAGUGUGAAAUAAAUGAUAACUAAAUCUCA
Messenger RNA from Actinia tenebrosa (Australian red waratah sea anemone), 4404 nucleotides. RefSeq lists its product as uncharacterized. Gene Ontology annotation, biological process: regulation of DNA-templated transcription. Lineage: Eukaryota; Metazoa; Cnidaria; Anthozoa; Actiniaria; Actiniidae. The record is from RefSeq and is a predicted model, not a curated record. Gene Ontology annotation, cellular component: Set3 complex; Rpd3L-Expanded complex.